CCCACAAACAACUUCCAAAGACUCCAUCAAUGUACUUCUCCCCCCCAACUCCCAUACAAAUACCCCCUCGCAAUCGACCGACUCCUCGAAGCCAUCCGCAGCUCCGAAGAGAAAAGAACGUUAUCUUGGUUGCAGCAAAUAUUCAAUGAAGUCGGCGAGACGUUUGAGCAAGUGGUUUUAGGGGGUCGGAGUAUAAAUACCGUUGAGCCUGAGAAUAUGGAGGCGAUGUUGUCUUCUGAUUUUGCCUGUAAGUUUGUUCUUAAGAGAUUUGAAAGUUAGAGGCGAGGUUUGGUAUAGAAUUGGCAAUUGACGGAGACUUUUAGCAUAUAGUCUUGGAACAAGACGAGCAGUAUUCGCUCCGCUCCUUGGGGAUGGAAUUUUCACGCAGGAUGAUGGGGCGUGGAAACACUCUCGGGUUAUGUUACGUCCGUUGUUUUGCCUUAAUCGAACGGACGUUUUUUCACAAGUUGAGAAGCAUACGGAUAGGUUGGUAGAUUGCAUUCCAACUGGGGAAUUCAUCGAUCUUCAGCCGCUAUUUUUCAGGUUUACAUUCGACACAACGACCCUCCUCCUUUUUGGGAAGUCUAUGAACUCAUUGGAAGGCACCGGUAGUGGCGACUCAAGUGAGUCUCGCUUCUCAGAAGCAUUUCGGAUCUCUCAGGAUUACCUCUUUCGUCGUGGUCAUCUAGGGGGUCUAUUUUGGUUAGUCAACAGCUGCGAAUUCGAAGAGAAUUGCGCGAUCGUACAUCGAUUUGUUGACGAGGCAGUGCAAGAAGCGCUUUCGGCAGCACCAAUCAAAGACAAACAGGGCAAUAGCUUCCUAGACAUUCUAGUGCGGGAAACUCGUGAUCCGAAGGUAUUGCGUGGUCAGCUUCUCAAUGUAUUACUUGCUGGUAGGGAUACCACGGCCUGUUGUUUGUCAUGGACUUUGUAAGUUGUCUCCAUUCCACUUAGCUCGGUUCUUUUCGCCGAUAUGAACAGUCGGCAGUUAGCUCAACAUCCACAAGUCCUGGCAAAACUCCGAGAGGAGAUAAGUGUAAUUGUUGGCGUAGGCCACGAAGCGAGAGCACCGGACAAGAAUUCGCUUAAGAAAAUGAAGUAUCUACACUAUGUACUAAAAGAAGGUAAAGACCCAUCUCAUUCCAUCCUCUUCAACAAACAGUUUUUACAAAAAUUCUAAUCCAUCCUCAGUAUCACGCCUAUACCUCCCCGUCCCAAUGAACUGCCGAACAGCACUCAAAGACACCAUCCUCCCCAAAGGCGGAGGCCCCGAUGGCAGCCAGCCCAUCAUGGUGCGGAAGGGAGAGAAUGUAGGAUACACAACGUACGUAAUGCACCGAUCAAAAGGACUAUACGGCGAGGACGCCGAGACCUUCCGUCCAGAGCGUUGGGAUAUUGAGGAUCGAAGUAACGUGGUGAAUCUUUGCAAUAUAGGGUUGGGAUACCUGCCAUUCAACGGGGGUCCGAGGUUAUGCUUAGGUCGUAAGUCAUUAUAGACCAAUCGCUUUUAUUGUAGAGAUGGAAAAGCUAAUGUAUUGUAGAGGAAUUUGCGUUGCUGGAAGCGGGUUUUGUGGUCACGAGGAUAUUGCAGAGGUUUAGAAGGUUGGAAAUAGAUAAACCUGUGAGAGUGGGGUCGGAAAAGCAGGAUCUUACUUUGGUACUGGCUAGUACUGAUGGGUGCCGAGUUAAAGGGUUCGAGUAG
Hymenoscyphus albidus is the source of this 1702-nucleotide messenger RNA. NCBI's taxonomy places the organism in Eukaryota, Fungi, Ascomycota, Leotiomycetes, Helotiales, Helotiaceae. The record is from the annotation of a GenBank genome assembly.